AUGCCCCUUCCACAGGCCCUCCGCCUCGGCGCCCCGCGCGGCCUCACGCGCGGCUUCGGUCGACGCUUUGCAGCUGCCGCGGCCCCUGCAGCCACCAGUGGAAAGGUCUCGCAAGUGAUCGGCGCUGUGGUCGACGUGCAGUUCGACUCUGCCUUGCCACCCAUUCUGAAUGCCCUGGAGGUGGAAGGCUUUGAACAUCGCCUGGUUUUGGAAGUGGCGCAGCACUUAGGCGAAAACAUGGUGCGCACCAUCGCCAUGGAUGGUACGGACGGCCUCACCCGUGGCCAGAAGGUCAUCGACACCGGCGCCCCCAUCACCGUGCCGGUGGGAGAGCAGACGCUUGGGCGUAUCAUCAACAUCAUCGGUGAGCCGAUCGAUGAGUUGGGCCCCAUCGAGACCAAAAAGUUCUAUGCCAUCCACCGACCCACACCCACCUUCACCGAGAUGAACACCACUGCUCAGCAGUUGCUCACGGGCAUCAAGGUCGUGGACUUGUUAGCGCCCUACGCCAAGGGCGGUAAGAUCGGCCUCUUCGGCGGCGCCGGCGUGGGCAAGACGGUGGUCAUCAUGGAACUCAUCCACAACAUUGCCCUGAAGCACGGUGGUUACAGUGUCUUCGCAGGUGUAGGGGAGCGAACCAGAGAGGGUAACGAUUUGUAUCACGAGAUGAUGGCCAGUGGUGACGUGUGCCAUGUGAUCAAGACCUAUUGGUCACUACUGCUGGGGAAUCUGCUGGAGUGGUAUGAGUUUUGUUUGUUCAGCUUUCUAGAACCCUACUUCGAGGCGAACUUCUUCCAGGGCUCGGCGCUGGCGGCCUGGUUGGGCUUCGCGAUCACAUUCGUGGCCCGACCCUUUGGUGGCGUGGCGCUGGGCCUGGUGGGCGAUGUCUUGGGACGCAAAGUCUCCACCUUCUUGUCGAUCUUCGGGAUGCUGUGCGGUACUGUACUUCAAGGAGUUCUUCCAACCUACAAGAACGGCCACGUUGCAGGGACCCUGGGCCUCAGCGUGCUGAUCCUUCUGCGCUUGCUGCAGGGCGUGUGCACCGGGGGCGAAAUCGCCGCGGUGACCACCUACCUCACCGAGAUCGGCGAGCCCCGUUCAUUGUCAAGCUCUCUGUUGUUGGUUCCCGUGACCGCGACAGUGGGCUUCUUUGCUGGUCAACUCAUGACCUUUUCCUUUGAAUGGUUCUUGGGCGAAGAGCAGAUGAUGGACUGGGGAUGGCGAAUACCCUUCCUCUUGGCGCUUUUUCCAGGCCUUCUGGCCACCAUGGGACGGCGUUGUAUCCCUGAGUCCGGGCUCUUCUUACGCGCCAAAGAAGAGUCAGAGAUCACUUCGAGCAAGUCUGCUACGUCCAGAGCUAUUUCAAAGACCAGGGAGCUCCUGGCCUCUUAUUGGCCUCAAGUCUUGCUAGGAGUUGGUGCCGUGGCAUCUGUCUCGGUCCUUCAGUAUGGAGGGAUCUCUUGGCACUUGGUGUCUCUGAAGAAGAAGGGCUUAUCAAGUCAGGCACGCAUUGCCUGCGCGGCAGGCGCCAACGCGUUGACCGUCGGCUUGGCGCCCCUGGUGGGUUGGCUGGGCGACCGACAGGGCGCUGCAUGGGUGAUGAUGGUCACCAGUGCGAUGAUGGCUCUUCUGGGGAUGCCACUACUGCUGGCCAUGGAUGCCGCGGUGGAGCAGCCUGAAGUGGAGAUCGGCCUCUUUACGAUCGCCUUUGGCAUCCUGGGCGCCUUAGAGAUGUGCCACUUCUUGCAGGUGGUGGAGCUCUUCCCCGUGGACGUGCGCAAUGCCGGGGUCGGGCUCAGCUACAACCUUGGCGUUUGCCUCUUCGGCGGCUUUGCCCCCAUGGCCUUCGAGGCCGCCGCGGCCACACCUGGCUGCGGCACCUGGCUGCCGGCAGCGCUCUUCGCGGCGGGAGGCACGGACGGGCACUGA
This is a messenger RNA of Durusdinium trenchii, 1929 nucleotides long. The record is from the annotation of a GenBank genome assembly. Lineage: Eukaryota; Dinophyceae; Suessiales; Symbiodiniaceae.